AUGGCUAGGUUUCUUCGAUGUUUUCAGGUUGUGGCAAAUGAAUUUUUGGAGGAUGUUCUUGUUGGAAUUCUCCGGCAUCGAGAUGUUGAUCUUGUUGACAAAGUGUUGCCUUCUUUUCUUUUUUGUAAUGAAGAUUUUAUUGUUUGUGACUCAACCAUUCGGGACGUUGAGCUGCAUCGUGUGGUUGCUCAGCCUUCUCAGUCAGCUUCUGUUGAUGUUGUUGAGAUGGAUUCGUCUAUAAGGAAGGGUAUUGAGGACGAAAUUAUAGAGGACAGUAAGGAAGGUGUCCUUGUGGCGCCUGUAGUUAAACAUAAGGUCGUGUGGCAAUGUGUUGGGGGUAUUGAUGCAUGGAAUUUGGCUCUUGUUUGUCGAUUGCGUCCGAGGAAGUUAGCAAGAGGAACUUCUCGUCUUUUGGAGUGUCAGGAAGAGGUGAUUGAUAUUUCUAAGGACGGAAAAGUGGAGAAGGUUGUUGAUUGGCUUAUGAGAGAAAAUUCUUGUUCGUGUAAUUUUGCCCUACCGUUCGAGUUUGUUAAAGGUGCUUUUCCUCCUAGUACUUAUACUGAGAUGUAA
Molecule: messenger RNA, 570 nt
Organism: Lactuca saligna
Lineage: Eukaryota; Viridiplantae; Streptophyta; Magnoliopsida; Asterales; Asteraceae
Source: the annotation of a GenBank genome assembly